UGCCUGCCCUGCGCCCUCCCUACACCCGGGUAUCAGGCGAGAGGCGGAGCUGGCCCGGCGUGCGCCGCCCCCACUGUAGAAAGGGCUGAGAGUUACUCGCGGUCAACCCGAGCUCGGGCCUUUUAUCUCGGCGCUGCCGGGGAGGCGGGAGGAGGAGACACCGGGGGUGGCCCUGAGGUCCGGCGACACAUUUCCGGGACUCUAUAAAUUGAGCACCUGGGAUGGGUAGAGGGCCGACGCCGCCGCCGCCACCACCCGCAGUCACAGUCCGGCCACUGACCACAGCAGCGCCCGCAGGCAGCAGCCGCCAGCAGCGGGAACAUUGAGCUACCUAGCAGCAGAAGAUUUCGAGGCGCCAGAGGAGGCCAGGGCGCGACCCAUACCAACGCGCGGUUAUCGCGAGCUUCCGGACGCCCAAGCCAGGAGAAGUCGCGCAUCUCGCAGGGCCGGGCUGCGAGCGAGACGAGAGUUGGAGAGGGCGGAGGAGGAGCCGGGAAUCCCGUGGCACCAGCUGAAGCAGGCCCCCGGCAAGGGCUUCAGAGAGCGCGUGAAGGCGGGCAGCCCCUCGCCCCAGCCGGCCAUCCCGUGCCCCUGCGUCCUAGGGCUUCGGCGCCCGCGCGGCCACCAUGAUGCAAAUUUGCGACACCUACAACCAGAAGCACUCGCUCUUUAACGCCAUGAAUCGCUUCAUUGGCGCCGUGAACAACAUGGACCAGACGGUGAUGGUGCCCAGCCUGCUGCGCGACGUGCCCCUGGCCGAGCCUGGGCUGGACAACGACGUCGGCGUGGAGGUAGGCGGCAGUGGUGACUGCCUGCAGGAGCGCACGCCCCCGGCCCCCGGCCAGAGCAGCGCCAACGGCAGCUUUUUCGCGCCCUCCCGGGACAUGUACAGCCACUACGUGCUGCUCAAGUCCAUCCGUAACGACAUCGAGUGGGGGGUCCUGCACCAGCCGCCGCCGCCAGUGGGGAGCGAGGAGGGAAGCUCCUGGAAGUCCAAGGACAUCCUGGUGGACCUGAGCCACCUGGAGGGCGCGGACGCCGGCGAGGAGGACCUGGAACAGCAGUUCCACUACCACCUGCGCGGGCUGCACACUGUGCUCUCCAAACUCACGCGCAAAGCCAACAUCCUCACCAACAGAUACAAGCAGGAGAUCGGCUUCAGCAAUUGGGGCCACUGAGGCGGGUCGCCCGCGGCUGCCCAGCACCCUUCCCGGCUCCAUCUUUCACCCUCUCUUUUUCCUCAAAGCUAUUUUCUUUCUGGCUGCAGGGCGCGAUGGGCGGACAGCAAAGUUGGGGGGCUGCGUACGUGCAGGGGACGCGGCGGGGUUGCAUGGAGAAGGGGGGUUCUUCUGGGAGAGGAGAGGCAAGUGGUGGCGAAAGGGGGGGGUGCUCAAGGACGUCCCUCUCUCCCGAGGUGGGGGUGGGGAGGGGGCUGUGUUCGACUUUGGUGGAAUGGGACUGAGUUGACGCCCUGCAUUCAGUCUGUGCCUUUCCAGGAGUUUCUUUUCUGUUCUUUCCGGAGGAGAGGGGCCGAGAAAGGGCCAUUCCGGGGCGCGGCGCUGGGUUG
Messenger RNA from Vicugna pacos (alpaca), 1567 nucleotides. It is a transcript of the gene MID1IP1, whose product is annotated as MID1 interacting protein 1. Gene Ontology annotation, cellular component: cytosol. Lineage: Eukaryota; Metazoa; Chordata; Mammalia; Artiodactyla; Camelidae. The record is from RefSeq and is a predicted model, not a curated record. Gene Ontology annotation, biological process: regulation of lipid biosynthetic process.